This is a messenger RNA of Nerophis lumbriciformis (worm pipefish), 849 nucleotides long. The record is from RefSeq and is a predicted model, not a curated record. Lineage: Eukaryota; Metazoa; Chordata; Actinopteri; Syngnathiformes; Syngnathidae.
AUGGCACAAAGAAUGUUUCAAGAAAGUGGGAAGGAUGGCCGCUCAGUUUUAGGAAUGCUAACAGUUCAGGUGGAAAGGGAUCCAAAGACAGGAGCUGCAGUGGUGAAGUCUGUGGCUCCCAUGACCACACCAGUCAGUGAGCCCCUGGCCACCACCGUCUUUGACGACGGCAGGAGAAGCAUCCAUGCGGUCUGUGAGUCAGGCUUUCAUCCCUCAACUGAAGAGCUCGGGCAGAUUUUGAGUUUUGUUGAUGACGUUGGGAUGCAAGUAAUGCUAGAUGAGGUCACGGUCACUGCAAAUGAAACAGAACCUAAGCUGGAUAAUGCAGAAGCCAACGGUGUUCCAGUCAAAAAAACACAAGCCUCUGUCAAUCGGUCUAUGUCUAAAGAAAACCAUCUGUCGGUAAACAGACACAUAAGUCCUAACUCUGAAGCUAACCUGAUGACAGAGGUCAGUGCGAGUAUGAGAUCUGAGAAGGAUGCAAAUGUGAUGGUGCUUAGAGACACAUCAGGAAAAGAGGUGACCAUGGAGGAUCAAGAUUUGGAGGAAAGCCCAGUUACACUUUUGUUCCUGGGGUACACUGAUUCCACAACUACCCAAGAAGACCCAAACAUGCUCACUGCUGAAAGAGUGAUCAUCUCAGAUGAUGGAGAGGAAAACAGUGUGGCAGAUCAGGGGGCAGGAAAAGAGAAUCCAAGCGAUAUGUAUCGAAACAUAUCCCCGAAGGAAAAUGUUCAAACAUCUCAAGUCCUGGAAGAUCGUGCUAAUAAAAAAUCCUCCGCGCCUGCUGCCGAGGAUGGAAAAAGCCCUUCUAAACGCAAGACCUGUCAGUGUUGUUCUGUCAUGUAA